Messenger RNA from Drosophila kikkawai, 1400 nucleotides. Lineage: Eukaryota; Metazoa; Arthropoda; Insecta; Diptera; Drosophilidae. The record is from RefSeq and is a predicted model, not a curated record.
CAGCUGUUAAAAUGUUUACAUUCACUUCGGACAAGCCUUCAGGGUCACUUUUGCGUUGAAAUUGCACAUUUUAUACCUUUUCCAGAGGUAUUUUCGCCUCUCCACGUCUGCCAAUUAGCACUCGGCUUUCUGUGGAACUCGGCUUGUGCGCCUUCAGCUCUCAGUCUGCUCCGCAACUUCGACCGAUAAAAGACGCCGGAAAAACUUCCGUCGCGGGAGAAAGAUACAGAGCUAGCUGUUAGGUGCUUCAUUACCAUUAUCAGGCAUUAGAUAAAAUCAUGGAGGAAACGUAUCUGUACGAUCCCAGUCUGCUGAUAAAGCUUGACUUUCAUCGAAGCCCCGCCAAGUUCAAGCCCUUCAUAUCGGCUGCUAAUCCAGGCGAACCAUGGAUGAAGGUGCGCCCCUUAAAGGAUACGGACUAUGACCGUGGAUUCCUGCAGCUGCUCUCCCAACUCACGCAUGUGGGCAAUGUCAAUCGCACACAGUUUUUAACCCGCUUCUCUCAGAUGAAAGCCAGCGGGGACUACUUUGUCACCGUCAUCGAGGAUACGCGCAAGAACGAGAUUAUUGGAGCUGCAUCCUUGGUGAUCGAGCGCAAGUUCAUACACAAUUGUUCGGUGCGUGGACGCCUGGAGGAUGUGGUGGUCAAUGACACCUAUCGCGGCAAGCAACUGGGCAAGCUGAUCGUGGUCACCGUUUCACUGCUGGCCGAGGAACUGGGCUGCUACAAGAUGUCCCUAGACUGCAAGGACAAGCUGAUCAAGUUCUACGAAUCGCUGGGCUAUGUGCUCAUCCCGGGCAACUCCAACUCCAUGACGAUUCGCUACGAUGAGGGACCAACCCUUAAGCGCAAUGCCACCUCAGCUGGCACCAGCAACAGUGGAACAGUGGGCGACUCCUGCCAAACUGUGAGCCUCGAUUUUGCCUCUUGACAAUUAGCCGCCAACGCUGCUCCAAAGUCCAAGCUUUGAGUGGGUCCCAAGCCCAACUCAAAGUUACAAAUGCGCGAAGCGCAAUGCAGGACACGAGAAAAUUGGAUAACAAAAAUAAUGAAAACUACUUUGCAUAGCCAAAAUACCAUUGCGCUGAGGGCAAAAAUGGAUUUUUUGGAUAGCGCUGGCCGGCGGUGGUGUCCUUGCAGGGCAACUCCAAUACGCCUGCAAGGACAUACAAUUAGUUAUUUAGUUAAAAGGCAACCGCAACCCAUGUUGCUCUUUCUCUGUUUUUUUUAUAAUCCUUACAGAACACUCAAUUUUAUAACUUUUUCUCCCCUUUCUGCUACUGAUUGAUUGUGCGGCCUCAAAACUCUCAACUCAAAGGUAGUUGUAAUUUUACCUUUCAAAAGCACCUUCAUCAAGUAGCCUUAACUUUGAUAAAUAAAUAACACAUAAAUAAAUAAA